Argiope bruennichi is the source of this 2108-nucleotide messenger RNA. RefSeq lists its product as uncharacterized. Bases 468 to 1721 code for a protein of 417 amino acids. The record is from RefSeq and is a predicted model, not a curated record. Gene Ontology annotation, biological process: intracellular signal transduction. Lineage: Eukaryota; Metazoa; Arthropoda; Arachnida; Araneae; Araneidae. The transcript has 2 exons.
AUUUAAACAACAAUCAUAUUUAAAAUUAAUCGAAAAAUAGGUUCAAAGCAAUCUUUUAGUUGUCAAAAAAUAACGGCAAUUCUGAAGAUUUUACCCUCGCAACCAUUUCCCUCGGAGCAGCCUCCAGACGCUUCUGUUCCACUGUGAGAGGGAGUCCGAUUGGUGAAUUCGCUGUUUGUCGUCUCAGAGCCGAAUUGAGUUUGUAAACAGUUUAUUGCAUUCGUUCGGCGAGCGUCUAUGUUUGUGUGCCGUUUUUUAACUAUUAAAUCGUGGAAAAGUUGAAUUUAAAUACAGUAUAUUCAUUUCCUUACGAUUUGCAGACUUUCUUUGCAUUAAUGGGAUGCUUUUUAAGACUUAAAUGGUGACAUUUUGUCGCAUAUAUAAAUUAAUCAAACUAGAGACUGUUUUCGAAUCGCUUUCCUCGUAAAGAAAAAUAGUUCCUUACUCAAUUUUUCUUUCCGGUUAUUAUGGAGUUGGACUACGAAGCUUUUAUCGAAGGCAGAUUGCAGGUCGAUGGGAGAAUGCAGUUCAAUGGCAGAACGAGACUUACCAAGUUAGAGGACGCUAAAAAUAUUGCAAAAUAUAGCUUCCAUUGUCACAGAUCUGUAACAUAUCUAGAUCUCAGUCUCCAAGAAUAUUCCGUGUAUAAAAAAAGAUUUCCAAAUGAAAGAAAAUUUUAUCAUAAAUACGUUUGCACUGAUCAAGGUUUACAGAAAUGUUUACAACCAUUGAGAGAGUAUGAGAAAACAAUUUUACUUCAAAAUUUUCAUCUGGAUAUAAGUAAAGAACGGGAACCUGCCUCUGGAAAUGUUGAAUAUAGUACUGUAAACCAAAAUCGAAUCUACGAUUGUGAAACUGUAUAUGAAGUAAUUCCAGAAAAAUACAUUUAUGAGUAUUAUCUUACUAGAUAUAUUGAAAAGGCCUUAGAGAAAAAUACUGAGAAAUUGUCAAUCAUCAAACUAUGUUUAAAAUUCUUGAAGAACAAAGAUUUUCAAACUUUUUUUAUUAAACCUGGCAAUAAGCGUCGCUUUAUCCCACUUAUAAUUAAAUACUGUUCAGAUUUUGAGCUAUUAGUAAAUGUUUUAAAAAUGAUUAGUUUUGAUAUUUGGAUAAUUUAUGACAGUGAACCAGAUCAAUUGGAAUUUUUUCUGUAUCGUGUGCAUGCCUUAAAGGAAGGGAGAAAAGCAUUGGAAAAGGAUAUGAUCUAUAUGGGUUAUGCAAAUUCUAUGAAAAAGAGUGUCGAAAUACUUCUGAAAUAUCAAAACUGUCCGAAAUUUUCUCGUAGAUCCUAUCAAUAUGCCUUAAGAAACUUGAUAUCAAAAAGACGCAGAUUUGACUCUGCAGAAUUGAUGCAUUUGGUGAAACCAACAGAGAACAAAUUUCAAGGAAUACUAACUUUUCUUGCUUUUAAGGAAAAAUCGGAUGCUGCUUUUCAACACCUGCGACUUCUGUGGAGAUCAUUACCUAUGUGUUUCAUUACUUUAAAUGAAUUCAAAUAUAUGUUUGGACCCAUGUUAGAUCCAGAAGAGAUAAUAGAAAUUUAUAAUUUCUAUACAGAUAUUAUAGAACAGCAUGCUCCCAGCUGUCAACCUCGAAUGUUGAAACAUUAUUGCCGAUUAAAGAUCAGAAAUCUUUUGUAUGAACAGGAGCGUUUGCACGAUGGUAUUGAUGAGCUUGGGUUGCCUUUGGAUUUACAACUGUAUUUGAAACUUAAAAAAUAGUUACUUUCAUGAUUUCAAAACUAUAUACGGACAUAUUACUUUAAUUAGAGAUAGGAGGUACCUCUAGAUUCUGUACGGUCACAUUGUUACAACCUGUACUGGUGUUAGAAUUUUCAUAUGUUUGUAUGUUAAGUAAAUUUACUGUAUCUUUAAAAGUCUUCUCAGAUGUGCAACAAUAAGUACUGAAGAAUUUUCGAAUGAAAAAGAGUUCAUUUAUGAUAUGAUACAGUGAGAUACUAUCAAUUAUAUUUCAUUGUCAAUUUAAGUGAUUAUUAUUACCUUUUGAAUGAAAUAAGAAUUAGGUGAUUGCUUUAUAAGUUUGUUUAUUUUUUUCUCCUACAGAAUCUCCAUUUUUAUAUAAAGUCUGUCUAUUUGUCAUAAGGUUGA